Messenger RNA from Gongylonema pulchrum, 561 nucleotides. NCBI's taxonomy places the organism in Eukaryota, Metazoa, Nematoda, Chromadorea, Rhabditida, Gongylonematidae. The record is from the annotation of a GenBank genome assembly.
AUGGGCGUUGAUACGAAGAAUACGAACGUGGAAGUAUCGCUGGAGAUUAUUGGCAUCCUCAAACGAACGCUUUCUCAGCCAGCCAACGUCAAAAUCAUUUUAUACAGAGGAAUUGUUGAAGCGGCUUAUGCAAACCAAAAUUUAGUUCAUCCGACUCUUGACCUUCUGCUUACUCACCUCACAACACUGCAAGAAAUAUCGCGUUCAGCUUAUGCCAUAAGCAUUUUGAUGCGCUUAUCGAUGUUUGCUCUACGCAAUACAUCAACUCAAGUGGUGUCCUGUAGAGAUGCAAAAGUUGUCGAAGCAAAAUCAGCAAUUGACAAGCUGAUUGAGUUUUGUAUUGAUAGGGAUGUGCAUGAUCUACAGUUGGACAAGCUUGCUGAUUUCUCGAUGAGUGCUGCUGGUCGAACGAAUUUGUGUUUUGCAUCAAUGAUCAAUUCACUGUAUGAUGCACUGAUCGAGCACCUAUGGCAUGUUGGCUAUGUGCUCUCCAAGUACCAUUUUAUACUAUCAGUGUUUUAUCUGAAAGUAGUGCUGGAAAUAGUCGGCUUGAGAAGUUAA